Daucus carota subsp. sativus is the source of this 717-nucleotide messenger RNA. Its product is annotated as probable aspartic proteinase GIP2. Gene Ontology annotation, biological process: proteolysis. NCBI's taxonomy places the organism in Eukaryota, Viridiplantae, Streptophyta, Magnoliopsida, Apiales, Apiaceae. The coding region runs from base 1 to 717 and encodes 238 amino acids. The record is from RefSeq and is a predicted model, not a curated record. Gene Ontology annotation, molecular function: aspartic-type endopeptidase activity. The transcript is spliced from 2 exons.
AUGGAUCUUGGUGGCCAACACACCUGGUUCAAUUGUGAUGAGUUCGAUUUACCAACCUAUAAGUCCAUCAGUUGCAACACUGAAAAAUGUAGAAAGUAUAACGGCUAUGAUUGCAUGAACUGCGCUCUUCUGAUCCCUGUCCCACCACGCUGCAUUAACGAUGGAUGUGCUGUCACGUAUGCCAAUCAGUUCGCUGCUCAAGAUAUUAAUAACAGCUUAGCAGAGGAUGCCUUAUUUGUCGAGUCUACAAAUGCCAGUGGAACCAAAGGUAUGAUAGGCCUCGUAAAUACAACUACAUCCUUGCCUGCACAUAUGUCAAGCCAGUUCAAUUUACCUCAUAAAUUUGCUCUUUGUUUGCCCUCUAGUCCUAUACACGGCCACAUGUUUGUAGGCGGAGGGCCAUACAUAUUUCCACCAUACUAUAAAAACAUUGCUAAGAAAUUGAUCACCACAAAACUUGUCAGUUACCCUGUUGACACUGACAAAAUUUACAUUAUAACUGACCCUUACGACGAAUAUUUUGUAGAUAUUAAAUCUAUUAAUAUCGAUCAAAAACUUGUCCCUCUUAAUGCUUCUUUACUAUCCAUCAACAAAGAUGGCUUCGGGGGUACUACAUUUAGUACCCUAUCUCCUUUCACAAGUUUACAGACUUCCCUCUAUACGGUUUUCGUUACUGCUUUUACUGAGGCUUCAGCUCACAGGAAGAUGAAAGAGUAG